AAGUGUUGCUCAAACCCUAAAUACAUCUUAUUCACUAUUAUUUCUCUCAUCCGUUUCAGUAUUGCUAUCUAAUGAAACCCUUGAAUUUCACGGUGUGGGACACUCCCAACUAUGGACUGGAGAUGAAACUGCAUGACAAAAACAAUUCGUUGUCAUCGGUGACAACGGUGCGCAAAGAAGUCCCCAUACCGCUGUGGCAUCUGGUGCUCGUCCAACAUCCGAGCAGGCGACGAGCCAAUCGGCUUGAACAACCGCGCACUCUGUACAAUUCAUCGGUGAAGACCUGCGAAUUCUGGAAGUACAUACGACGUGUGAAUGCCUGGAAUAAUGCGGCGAAGCUGAUGCUCUCCGGCGCGGGGAGCAACAUGAGUUUGGCCUGUCCGCUGAAGACGGGCGUGUACACAAUGAAUGUGAUUCAGAUACCGCCCGAUACGGCGAUAUUGAAGUUCAUGUAUCAACCGAACACCAUCUAUUCCAUACGUGGCACUGUCCAUUCCCUCAAUCCCAAGGACGGCGUCAGUCGUCAUCCCAUCUGUCAUUACGAGGUGAACGCAACCAUUUACAAGACGUGUUGAGCUGACGUGACGUGCCCGAGCGUGUGAUUUGCUAUUGAAAUACCCUAGCUUUCUCCCAUUCUCCCACUUGUUGUACAUAAUAUAGUUUACUGCUUUCAUACAUAAUUUGUACUUUAAGCAAUGAUUCAUUUGCCAGAGUAUU
This is a messenger RNA of Drosophila sulfurigaster albostrigata, 717 nucleotides long. RefSeq lists its product as uncharacterized. The record is from RefSeq and is a predicted model, not a curated record. NCBI's taxonomy places the organism in Eukaryota, Metazoa, Arthropoda, Insecta, Diptera, Drosophilidae. The transcript has a single exon. The coding region runs from base 72 to 575 and encodes 167 amino acids.